Messenger RNA from Danio aesculapii, 3313 nucleotides. It is a transcript of the gene u2surp, whose product is annotated as U2 snRNP-associated SURP domain containing. The record is from RefSeq and is a predicted model, not a curated record. The coding region runs from base 39 to 2945 and encodes 968 amino acids. Lineage: Eukaryota; Metazoa; Chordata; Actinopteri; Cypriniformes; Danionidae. Gene Ontology annotation, biological process: RNA processing. The transcript is spliced from 26 exons. Gene Ontology annotation, molecular function: RNA binding. Gene Ontology annotation, cellular component: nucleus.
GAGAACGCGCCUCACGCGCUUCCACAGUGUCGGGCAAAAUGGCGGACAAAACGCCAGGUGGGGCCCAGAAAGGCAACUCUAAGGCUUUAUUGGAAAGUAAGCUAAAGGCUUUCAGUAUUGGCAAGAUGGCAGUUGCAAAAAGAACACUAAGUAAAAAAGAGCAAGAUGAAAUCAAGAAGAAGGAGGAUGAAAGGGCAGCUGCAGAGAUCUAUGAGGAAUUUCUUGCUGCCUUUGAGGGAGGUGAAGGAAAAGUGAAGACUUUUGUACGUGGUGGGAUUGCUAAUGCUACGAAAGAGGAAUCGGCAGCCGAUGAGAAGAAAGGAAAGCUCUACAAACCAAAAUCAAGGAUUGUGGAAGCUAAAAGUUUUUUACCUUUGGAAACCCCACAACAGUUUUUACCAAUAGAUAAACGCAAUGCAUCGAAAAAGGGAGACAAAGAAAAGAAAAAGAGCAACCUUGAGCUCUUCAAAGAAGAACUCAAACAGAUACAGGAGGAGCGUGAUGAACGUCACAGGUUGAAGGGCCGAGUCAGUCGUUUUGAGCCUCUUCCCACAACGGAAGGAAGGCGAUCCUCGGAUGGUUCUUCACGAAGAAACCGUCCGUCCAGUGUCUUGGAUGAUUCGGCUCCUGGCUCACAUGACGUUGGAGAUCCGACAACCACAAAUCUGUAUUUAGGCAACAUAAAUCCUCAGAUGAAUGAGGAGAUGCUCUGCCAGGAAUUUGGUCGGUAUGGUCCCUUAGCCAGUGUGAAAAUCAUGUGGCCUAGGACUGAUGAGGAGAGGGCCAGAGAAAGGAACUGUGGCUUUGUAGCCUUCAUGACGAGGAGAGACGCUGAACGUGCACUUAAACAUUUAAAUGGUAAAAUGAUAAUGAACUUUGAAAUGAAACUGGGAUGGGGCAAAGGUGUACCAAUUCCUCCUCAUCCAAUAUACAUUCCACCUUCAAUGAUGGAGCACACCCUCCCACCUCCACCCUCCGGCCUGCCCUUCAAUGCCCAGCCCAAAGAGAGGCUGAAGAACCCCAACGCGGCCAUGCCUCCCCCUCCAAAGUGCAAAGAGGAGUUUGAGAAGACUCUGUCGCAAGCCAUAGUCAAAGUGGUUAUCCCAACAGAAAGGAAUUUGCUCUCUCUCAUCCACCGAAUGAUCGAGUUUGUGGUGCGUGAGGGCCCUAUGUUUGAAGCUAUGAUCAUGAACAGAGAAAUCAACAAUCCACUCUACAGGUUUUUAUUUGAAAAUCAAAGUCCAGCUCAUGUCUAUUAUCGGUGGAAGUUAUACACCAUUUUACAGGGGGAGUCACCAACAAAAUGGAAAACGGAAGACUUCAGGAUGUUUAAGAACGGUUCUCUUUGGCGACCGCCUCCUCUCAACCCAUAUUUGCACGGCACUCCUGAAGAUGAGGAGCGCGAGGAUGAAGACGACGAAGAAAUCUGCAAAAAGGGUUCCUUGAAGGACGAGGAAAGGGAUAAAUUAGAGGAGUUGCUCCGGGGUCUCACACCGAGGAAGAGUGAUAUUGCAGGCGGGAUGUUUUUCUGCCUCACUCAUGCUGACGCGGCUGAGGAGAUUGUGGAGUGCAUCGCCGAGUCUCUGUCCAUACUCAAAACUCCUCUGCCAAAGAAGAUUGCAAGGUUAUAUUUGGUGUCAGAUGUGCUUUAUAACUCCUCUGCAAAAGUUGCUAAUGCCUCCUAUUACAGAAAAUUCUUUGAAACAAAACUAUGUCAGAUAUUUUCUGAUCUAAAUGCUACUUAUAAGACAAUACAGGGCCAUUUACAAUCAGAAAAUUUUAAGCAACGAGUAAUGUCCUGUUUCCGUGCGUGGGAAGACUGGGCAGUUUAUCCUGAUCCAUUUCUGAUCAAACUUCAGAACAUUUUCUUAGGACUGGUCAGUCUUGAUCCUGAAAAGGAGCCUGAAGAGCUUGUGCCAGAGCAACCAGAAAAGGUGGAGGACAUUGAUGGUGCUCCGAUUGUGGAGGAGGAGUUGGAUGGCGCUCCUUUGGAUGACGUAGAUGGAAUGCCCAUCGAUGGAGCCCCUAUUGAUGGUGCAUCAAUGGAUGACCUGGAUGGACUGCCCAUCAAGGGAGCGGAUGAUGAUCUGGAUGGAGUUCCCUUGGAUCAAAAACCAGGUUUUAAGGUUGCCCCAUCAAAAUGGGAAGCAGUGGAUGGUGCUGCUUUGGAGGCUCAAGCUGUAACUACGUCAAAAUGGGAAAUCUUUGAUCAACCAGAAGAAUCUGAGAAAAGUAAAACAAGCACAAAAAGUGAAGCAGAAAGCAAAAACUCCCACAAGAGCUCCAGUGCUGUGGACCAGCAGUCCUACAGUAAUCCUGUUAGAGAAGAGUACGAUUUAAAGUCAGCAAAGUUUUCAGAGACGAGCGAGGAGAAGCGUGCCAAACUACGAGAAAUUGAGCUUAAAGUCAUGAAGUUUCAAGAUGAGCUUGAAUCUGGAAAACGGCCCAAAAAAUCUGGACAGAGCAUUCAGGAGCAAGUAGAGCUUUACCGGGAUAAGUUACUACAGCGGGAAAAGGAGAAAGAGACGGAGAAAGACAAAGAGAAAGAAAAAGAAAAGGAGAGAAAAGACAAAGAGAAAUCAGACGUGUUCCACAAGGAGAAAGACAAAGAUGAAUCCACACCGGGUAGAAAAGAAAAAAAACGGAGGCACAGUCCGUCCCCCAGCCCGACUCGAAGCAGCAGCAGCAGACGGGGCAGAUCACCUUCACCCCGAUCAGAGCGCUCCGAUAGAUCCUACACAAGAGACAGCUCUCGAUCAGCUUAUAAAGACUCUCCUAGAGAAAGCAACCGCAAGUCAUCUAAAAGGUCUCCUUCACCUCCAAGAACUCCCAAGAGGUCGCGAAGGUCCAGAUCAAGAACGCCCAAAAAGUCCUCAAAGAAAUCCAGAUCGCGGUCCCGAUCGCCCCAUCGCUCACACAAGAAAUCCAAAAAGAGCAAACACUGAGAGAUUAUCAAAUGAUGCCUGGGUCGUCUUUUGUGCCUCAAAUUUGUCCUGCAAAUCAGUGCGAGGGACAUUCCCUCUCUCAGCCCUCCUGGUUUUGAUUCUCAUUCACACAGUGUUUAAGGCUCAUCUAUAGGCUGUUUUAUAACAUCGUCCAGGAGAUUCUGUUGAUGUUCCACGUGUCCGAAAACAAAAUAACUGCAGUGCUUCGGGGCAGUCAUCCAUCAAUAUGAAAACUUCUCUUUUUUUUUUUGUUUUUUUUUUCCCUUUUUGUCAUUGUUUUUAGAUCCCAUGAAACUGACUUAAAUUAAAAUAGUGUAAGUUUCAGUUGUAUAGAUGUUUGCUUUUCAAUAAAGACACAAUUUAUGUGA